GAGCCAGCAGGGCCACCCAUCCAGACACCUUGCAGCAGAGCCUUCUAGAAGAAGCCUCACCCAGCCUUCAUACCGAUGCCCUCCUGUGCAUACUGCUGCAGCUGCGGUCCCAAGAUGCCAGCUCUCCAGCUGCUGUUUCUGGCCUGCCUGGUAUGGGGAAUGGGGGCCAGGACAGCACAGUUCCGAAAGGCCAACGAUCGGAGUGGUCGAUGCCAGUACACCUUCACUGUGGCCAGCCCCAGUGAAUCUAGCUGCCCAAGGGAGGACCAGGCCAUGUCAGCCAUCCAGGACCUUCAGAGAGAUAGCAGCAUCCAGCAUGCAGACCUAGAGUCCACCAAGGCCCGGGUCAGAUCCCUGGAGAGUCUCCUCCACCAGAUGACCUCAGGCGGAGUUACUGGGACCCAGGAGGUCCAGGAGGGGCUACAAGGCCAGCUGGGUGCCCUGAGGAGAGAGCGGGACCAGCUGGAGACCCAAACCAGGGAUCUGGAGGUAGCCUAUAACAAUCUCCUGAGAGACAAAUCAGCUUUGGAGGAAGAGAAGAGGCAGCUGGAACAAGAGAAUAAAGAUUUGGCCAGGAGGCUAGAAGGCAGCAGCCAGGAGGUAGCAAGGCUGAGGAGAGGCCAGUGUCCCUCAACCCACCACCCCUCUCAGGACAUGUUGCCAGGCUCCAGGGAAGUCUCUCAGUGGAAUUUGGACACGUUGGCUUUCCAGGAACUGAAGUCAGAACUAACAGAGGUUCCUGCUUCCCAAAUCUUGAAGAAUCAAUCUGGUCAUCCCAGGAGCAAAGAGGGAGACAAAGGAUGUGGAGUGCUAAUGUGGGUAGGAGAGCCAGUCACCCUGAGGACAGCUGAGACAAUCACUGGAAAGUAUGGAGUAUGGAUGAGAGACCCCAAGCCCACUCACCCCUACACCCAGGAGACCACUUGGAGGAUUGACACGGUUGGCACAGGCAUCCGCCAGGUGUUUGAGUACAGUCAGAUAAGCCAGUUCGAGCAGGGCUAUCCUUCAAAGGUCCAUGUGCUCCCCCAGGCACUGGAAAGCACAGGUGCUGUGGUGUAUGCAGGGAGCCUGUAUUUCCAGGGUGCUGAGUCCAGAACUGUGCUCAGGUAUGAACUGAACACAGAAACAGUGAAGGCAGAGAAGGAAAUUCCUGGAGCUGGCUACCAUGGACAGUUCCCAUACGCAUGGGGUGGCUACACAGACAUAGACUUAGCUGUGGAUGAGAGUGGCCUCUGGGUCAUCUAUAGCACAGAGGAAAACAGAGGAGCCAUAGUCCUCUCCAAAUUGAACCCAGAGAACCUGGAACUUGAGAGUACCUGGGAGACCAACAUCCGUAAGCAGUCUGUGGCUAAUGCCUUUGUUAUCUGUGGCAUCUUGUACACGGUGAGCAGCUACUCUUCAGUCCAUGCAACCAUCAACUUUGCCUAUGACACUAACACUGGGAUCAGCAAGACCCUGACCAUCCCAUUCAAGAAUCGCUACAAAUACAGCAGCAUGGUCGACUACAACCCCCUGGAGAGGAAACUCUUUGCCUGGGACAACUUCAACAUGGUCACCUAUGAUAUCAAGCUCUCAGAGAUGUGAGGAGCCUCUAUCCCUACCAGAGAAGGCAGAAAAAGGGGGAAGUUCCAGGCUCCCAGGUGAAGCAGCUGCAAGAGGAGGCAGCCAGAUGCUGGGGGCUUCUGCUUCUCAAGAUUUUGUUUGUCCAGGUCAAUACCUCGGGGCUUGUACAGUUGCAUAUAUUCUGCUCUCUUCUGUCAGCUUUCAAAGGGGUGUUCAUCUUUUAAAAAUCAUAUAGUGUAGCAGUCCAGAGAAAAACUAGAAGUGUUGUUUCCUCAUGAAACCAUUGCUUUUGCAAGCUGUAUGGUUACUACAAACCUUGAGAGGCAGCAACAGUUCUACCAAGAGGAGGGAGAUAACGGGGAGGGGGUGACCACCACUCCUGUGGUUAGAACUGCUCCUGCAGUAUUUACUCCAGUUUCUAAGGCUACAGAUAUAGCAUGUACAUUAAACCCUUUGCCCUGUGAAAUAAAGUUAUCUUACACGACGUUA
This is a messenger RNA of Rattus norvegicus (Norway rat), 2052 nucleotides long. RefSeq names its product myocilin (gene Myoc). Bases 76 to 1584 code for a protein of 502 amino acids. The record is from RefSeq and is marked provisional. The transcript has 3 exons. Lineage: Eukaryota; Metazoa; Chordata; Mammalia; Rodentia; Muridae. Gene Ontology annotation, cellular component: mitochondrion; mitochondrial intermembrane space; cytoplasmic vesicle.